Anastrepha obliqua is the source of this 1809-nucleotide messenger RNA. RefSeq lists its product as uncharacterized. The record is from RefSeq and is a predicted model, not a curated record. Gene Ontology annotation, molecular function: zinc ion binding; aspartic-type endopeptidase activity; nucleic acid binding. The transcript has a single exon. NCBI's taxonomy places the organism in Eukaryota, Metazoa, Arthropoda, Insecta, Diptera, Tephritidae. Gene Ontology annotation, biological process: proteolysis. Bases 1 to 1809 code for a protein of 602 amino acids.
AUGAUCAAACUAAACACGCUAAAGGUGAUUCAGUUGAAUACACUGCUACGGGCUAAUGGUUUGCCAACGACUGGUUUGAAGACAACCAAGGUAUCAAGGCUUCAACAAGCCUUAGGCGUGGAUGAAAUAGAUCCAUCGGAGCUCGAAGAUGAGGGUGUGGAAUCAACAAAUGACUUAAGAAUGCAACUCAACAGCUUGAGAGAAGCAAUGGCAGGGUUGACGUCAGCAAUUGGUACACUGAAUGGUAGUUCGCCACAGGUGCUAAACCAUAACGCAAAUCAACAAACAUCCAACGUUAAUGACGAUGUUGAUCCAGUUUCAAACGAGUCAACCUGGGAGUCAGCUGAUGAUUUACGUAGAGUGUCGUAUCCAAGAGUGACGAUUCAAGACAUGAUCGGUGUAAUGCCUGAAUUUGAUCCACUCAAAAGCUUAACAUCACCAACGCAGUUUUUAAUCCGAGCUGAGCAAUUGCAGAAAUGUCACGGUUGGAAAGAAGAAAUGAUGUUGAUCGCAGUUCAGCACCAAAUGAAAGGCAUGGCCAAACGUUGGCUGGAUGCACAACCGGUGUUUCAGUCCUGGUCACAAUUUGUUAACGCAUUCAAAAUCGAUUUUCCAUCAACACAUAAUGCAGCUGAGGCACAUAAAAUGCUUAUGAGGCGUAAACGAAAAAACGGCGAAGACUAUGUGGAAUAUUAUUAUUCUAUGCUAACCAUAGGUCGACAAGGUUUGGUGGAUGAUGUUUCCAUCAAUACACAUAUAAUUAGUGGUCUCAACGAUGGUGCAUUAACAAAGGCACUGGCAGCAAUGAGUUUUGGUUCAUGUAGCCAAUUGUUACUUGCACUCAAGAACUUAACGAUUACCAGUAGUAUAUCAACGACAUCUACUACUCCAACCCAGCAAAUAUUGAAAUCUGAAACGAAAUGUAAUGCGAAGCAAACGCAAGUAAAGUGCUUUAAUUGUAAUGAGUACGGUCAUAUUGCAAUCAAGUGUCCGCAACCGCAAAAGAAGGUACGUUGUACUGUAUGUACUAAGAUAGGGCACGAAGCCAAGAACUGCAACAAGAAACCAACAGUUGUAGAGAUUGGGAACCACAAUGAAAGCGAUGAAGCACCGCCAGUCAUGAAAGUGGUUGAGUUAAAUGGAAAGGAGUUCGAAGCUUUUAUUGAUACCGGAAGCGUAUGCUCUUUAAUUCGCGAAUCAGCAGCAGAUGGCAUGCAGAUACUGGGAACAAAUAAAUGUUUGACAGGAUUCGGCGGAUCUAAAGUGCAAGUGACGAGACAAGUCAGUGUUGUUGCAAAUGUUGAUAACGUUCAGCGAGAGAUAGCAUUGUACAUUGUCGCGGAUAGCCUGCUGCCCUACGACAUUUUAUUGGGUCGCGACGUUUUACAAAACAAUGGGUAUCACAUGGUUGUAGACAAAGGCGUACUACAUUUAGACGAAAUAAAAAUAAAUAAUUUUAAUAUAUCCAGCGAUUUAUCGGAAGAAGAUAAGAGCAAGGUACGUAACCUUUUAGUUGAUAAGCAAAAUUGUUUUGCCGAAGAUAUAAGCCGAAUUGGCAGAUGCAAAAGCGCACAAAUGACGAUAGAGGUAACUAAAUCAGGUCCUAUACUUGGUAAGAAAUAUCAAGUCCCUUUUUCACAACGCCCUGAGUUGUCGAGAAUUUUGGUGGAGCUGUUGGACAACGAAAUUAUAAGUCCAAGUAGUUCACCUCACGCAGCUUCAGUACUUUUGGUAAAAAAAUCGAAUGGCGAAAAUCGAAUGUGCAUUGAUUACCGCGCGCUUAACGAGGUCACAGUUAAGAAGAAUUAA